UGCUCUUCUCUGUCUCUUCCGGGCUUGUGUGCGGCGCUCGUACACACCGCUCUUCUCCGGGCCGUCUCAGUAGGAAACAUGGCGGCCGUCAGUAAGUACUUGACAGCGAAGAACUCAGCUGUAGCUGGCGGUGUCCUACUCGUUCUAUACUUCAUUAAGCAGAGACGAAGAUCCGCGGGACUGAACAGGAAAAAGGGUUCUUCGAAUGAUCUGAACAAUGAGCAGAAGGAUGGCAAGAAAGAAAGAGCUGCUGUGGACAAGCUCUUUUUCAUCCGGAUCGCACGGAUCCUUGGGAUUAUGGUGCCCAGAUUGUUCUGCAAAGAGACAUGGUACCUGCUCCUGAUCGCGGUGAUGCUUGUGACUCGAACCUACUGUGACGUCUGGAUGAUUCAGAACGGCACUAUGAUUGAAAGUGGAAUCAUUAGCAGAGAUAUCAAACUAUUCAAGAGGCACUUUUAUUCCUACCUGACUGUCAUUCCUGCGAUCGCCCUGGUGAACAACUUCCUGAAGUUGGGCCUGAAUGAGCUGAAGCUGUGCUUUCGCGUGAGGCUUACCAAACAUCUCUACGAUGAGUACCUGAAGGGAUAUACCUACUACAAAAUGGGAAACCUUGAUAACCGAAUUGCUAACGCUGAUCAGCUGCUGACGCAGGAUGUGGAAAAGUUCUGUAACAGUGUGGUGGAUCUUUACUCCAACCUCAGCAAGCCCUUGUUGGAUAUUGGAUUAUACAUAUUCAAACUGACAACAGCGAUCGGUGCUCAGGGUCCUGCAACUAUGAUGACCUACCUGCUGAUCUCCGGCCUCUUCCUGACCCGUCUGCGCAGGCCGAUCGGUAAGAUGACAGUGACCGAACAGAAGUAUGAAGGAGAAUACCGAUACGUCAACUCUCGUCUCAUCACAAACAGCGAAGAGAUCGCGUUCUACAAUGGAAAUGUAAGGGAGAAACAGACAAUUCAUUCAACUUUCAAGAAACUGGUCGAUCAUCUGCACAAUUUCAUCUUUUUCCGUUUCUCCAUGGGAAUGGUGGAUAGCAUUAUUGCCAAGUAUUUUGCUACCGUGGUUGGCUAUUUAGUCGUCAGUCGUCCUUUCCUUGAUUUGUCUCACCCUCGACAUCUGACCAGCACACACGCUGAACUGCUGGAGGACUACUACCAGAGCGGCCGUAUGCUGCUGCGAAUGUCGCAGGCGUUGGGUAGAAUCGUUCUUGCAGGCAGAGAAAUGACGCGUCUGUCAGGCUUCACUGCUCGAAUCACUGAGCUCAUGAAGGUCCUGAAAGAGCUGAACUCUGGGAAAUACGAACGUACCAUGGUGUCUCAAUCCGAGAAAGAUGCUUCAGAAAAGCUUACACUGAUACCUGGAAGUGGAAGAAUCAUCAAUGUAGACAAUAUCAUCAAGUUUGAUCACACACCCCUGGCUACACCUAAUGGAGACAUUCUGAUCAGAGAUCUGUGUUUUGAGGUGAAAUCCGGAACCAAUGUUUUGGUGUGUGGUCCCAACGGGUGCGGAAAGAGCUCACUUUUCCGGGUUCUUGGAGAGUUGUGGCCACUGUUUGGUGGGAGUUUGACGAAACCAGAAAGGGGGAAGCUCUUCUACGUCCCUCAGAGGCCUUACAUGACCCUCGGCUCACUGAGGGAUCAAGUGAUCUACCCAGACACCCAUGAGAGCCAAAAGAAGAAAGGCAUCUCUGACCAGGUGCUGAAGGAAUACCUGGAUAAUGUCCAGUUAGGUCACAUUUUGGAGAGAGAGGGGUCGUGGGACAUGGUUCAGGACUGGAUGGAUGUGCUCAGUGGAGGAGAGAAGCAGAGAAUGGCGAUGGCCAGGCUCUUCUACCAUAAGCCCCAGUUUGCCAUCCUGGACGAGUGCACCAGUGCCGUGAGUGUAGAUGUGGAGGAUUACAUCUACAGUCACUGCAGAAAGGUUGGCAUCACCCUGUUCACAGUCUCUCACAGAAAGUCCCUGUGGAAGCAUCAUGAGUACUACCUCCAUAUGGACGGCAGAGGAAACUAUGAAUUCAAACCCAUCACCGCUGAAACUGUGGAGUUCGGCUCUUAGAGAAAAACAACAGCACUAUCAGCAGUUCACUGUUCACAAGACAGUUCACCCAAAAAUGACAAUUCUGUCAGCAUGUGCUCUUUCGUUUGUUGACGAUAAUGUUGAUGAUAGCUGUCGACCUCCAUAGUAUUUUUCUAUAGUUCUUCACAGUAUCUUCUCAUAUGUUCAACAGAAGAAAGAAACUCAUACAGGUUUGAAACAGCUUGAGGGUGAGUAAAUGAGUAAAAUUGUCAUUUUUGGGUGAACUGUCCCUUUAAGGAGUCGCCUGCCAACUAAUAUAGGAGUUUGUUUUUAAUCAUGUACAACUUUUUCGGGAUGAAAUCGUGUUUAGAGAUUUAUUAACACUACUUUUGUCCUCAAUGAUUGUAUAUAAUUUUGUAAUUUAAGCAGUCCAAUUUAUAGGACAUCCGUUAAGUACGCAUAGGAGCGUAUACCAAGGAAAUACGUCUUGUGUCUGUGCACUAAUUUGUUAAUAAGUGAAAUUUCUCUGUAUAGGCUCACACAAAUCAAUGCCACCGGACUGAACUGAGCAUUUAAUAUCUUAGAUACACGAUAAUGAUCUAAUAUUGCCUUUUUCUCAUCAGCUAAACCUUUCUUUAAGCUACUACGUGGCCUUUCGUGCUCAACGCAGCAUGGUUGGGUGGUCUGGAUAUGUGCGAGUUGUUUUUUGGUGCACUUUACCUGGUGUGGUAAUUUGGAAAACCAGGAAGCCUUGUACAACCAAUCGAUAAGAAGUUGCCUAUGCACUUGUUUACUCCAGCAUUGUUGGCAUUUCUUGAUGUGGAAGAAAUCUGGAACGGUUGUUGUGUGUAAGAACUGUAAGAAAUACUGUCGUAGCACUUCACAUUAAGCAAAUGAACCACUUUGCUGUAUGUUUUCAUUAAAAAAGGAGAUGUUGAUACUA
Molecule: messenger RNA, 2956 nt
Organism: Labeo rohita (rohu)
Lineage: Eukaryota; Metazoa; Chordata; Actinopteri; Cypriniformes; Cyprinidae
Gene: abcd3a
Product: ATP-binding cassette, sub-family D (ALD), member 3a
Exons: 23
Coding region: 79-2052 (657 amino acids)
Biological process (GO): long-chain fatty acid import into peroxisome; fatty acid beta-oxidation; very long-chain fatty acid catabolic process
Cellular component (GO): peroxisomal membrane; peroxisome
Molecular function (GO): ATP binding; ATP hydrolysis activity; long-chain fatty acid transmembrane transporter activity
Source: RefSeq, a predicted model, not a curated record